AAGCACCUGUAACCCAUGUAGCCCAGUCCCCACAAGCAACAGGAGAAAAACCAUAUAAAUGCAUGGAGUGUGGGAAAACCUUUAUUCAUAGCAAUGGACUUAGAAGUCAUAAAACGAUCCAUACGGGAGAGAAACCAUAUAAAUGCAUGGAGUGUGGAAAGACCUUUGCUCUGAGCAAUAGACUUACUAUGCACAGAAAGAUCCACACAGGAGAAAAACCAUUUAAAUGCAUGGAGUGUGGAAAAACUUUUACUCAAAAAAGUAGUCUUAUUUCCCAUCAGGUGAUCCACAUAGGGGAAAAUCCGUUUAAAUGCAUUGAGUGUGGUAAAACCUUUACGCGUAGCUAUGAACUUACUAUCCACAAAAGGAGACACACGGGAGAGAAACCAUAUAAAUGCAUGCAAUGUGGGAAAACCUUUAUUUGUAGCUAUGAACUUACUAUCCACAAAAAGAGACAUAAGGGAGAGAAACCAUAUAAAUGCAUGGAGUGUGGGAAAACCUUUACGCGUAGCUAUGAACUUACUAUCCACAAAAAGAUCCACACAGGAGAGAAACCAUAUAAAUGCAUGGAAUGUGGAAAGACCUUUGCUCUGAACAACAGACUUACUAUCCACAAAAAGAUCCACACAGGGGAAAAUCCAUUUAAAUGCAUGGAGUGUGGGAAAACAUUUACUCAAAGGAAUGGACUUAGAAACCACAAAAUGAUCCACACAGGAGAGAAACCAUAUAAAUGCAUGGAGUGUGGAAAGACCUUUGUUUACAACAAUAGUCUUACUAUCCAUAAAAAGAUCCACACAGGGGAAAAUUCAUUUAAAUGCACGGAGUGUGGGAAAACCUUUACUCAUAGCAAUGGACUUCGAAAUCACAAAAUGAUCCACACAGGACAGGAACCAUAUAAAUGCAGGGAGUGUGGAAAGAUCUUUACUCAUAGAAGUCAACUUAUUAAUCAUAAUAGGAGCCACACAGGGGAAAAACCUUUUAAAUGCAUGGAGUGUGGGAAAACCUUUACUCAACGUGGUCAUCUUAUUUCCCAUGAGAUGAUUCAUACAGGGAAGAAGCCAUUUAAGUGCAUGGAAUGUGGAAAGACCUUUGUUCAACGUGGUCAUCUUAUUUCCCAUGAGAUUAUCCACACAGGGGAGAAACCAUAUAAAUGCAUGCAAUGUGGUAAAACCUUUACUCGUAACUAUGAUCUUACUAUCCACAAAAAGAGACACGCAGGAGAGAAACCAUAUAAAUGCAUACAGUGUGGGAAAACUUUUAUUCGUAGCAAUGAACUUACUAUCCACAAAAAGGUCCACACGGGAGAAAAACCAUAUAAAUGCAUGGAGUGUGGGAAAACCUUUACUCAUAGCAGUGUACUGAGUAGCCACAAAAUGAUCCACACAGGAGAGAAACCAUAUAAAUGCAUGGAAUGUGGAAAGACCUUUGCUCUGAAGAAUAGACUAACUAUCCACAAAAAGAUCCAUACGGGAGAGAAGCCAUAUAAAUGCAUGGAGUGUGGAAAGAGCUUUGCUCAGAAUGGUAAUCUGACUUCUCAUAAAAGGAUCCACAUGAUCCACACAGGAGAGAAACCAUAUAAAUGCAUGGCGUGUGGGAAAACCUUUACUCAUAGCAAUGGAUUUACUAUCCACAAAAAGCUCCACACAGGAGAGAAACCAUAUAAAUGUAUGGAGUGUGGAAAGACCUUUGCUCUGAGCAGUACACUUACUACACACAAAAAGAUACACACAGGAGAAAAGCCAUAUAAAUGCAUGGAGUGUGGGAAAAGCUUUACUCACAGCAGUACACUUAGUAUUCACAAAAAGAUCCACACAGGAGAGAAACCAUAUACAUGCAUGGAAUGUGGAAAGACCUUUGCUCAGAACAGCGGACUCAGAAACCACAAAAUGAUCCAUACAGGGGAAAAGCCAUUUAAAUGCAUCGAGUGUAGAAAGACCUUUGCUCAAAGAGGUCAUCUUAUUUCCCAUAAGAUGAUCCACACAGGGGAGAAGCCAUAUAAAUGCAUGCAGUGUGGAAAGGCAUUUACUCAAAGGAGUGUUCUUACUAUCCACAAAAAGCUCCACACAGAAGAGAAACCAUAUAAAUGCAUCGAGUGCGGAAAGAUGUUUGCUCGGAGCUAUGAUCUUACUUCCCAUAAGAAAAUCCACACAGGAGAGAAGCCAUAUAAAUGCAUGGAGUGUGGAAAGACCUUUGCUCUGAGCAGUAGGCUUAAUAUCCACAAAAAGAUCCACACAGGAGAGAAACCAUAUAAAUGCAUGAAUUGUGGGAAAACAUUUGCUCGGAGCUAUGAUCUUACUUCCCAUAACAAAAUCCACACAGGAGAGAAGCCAUAUAAAUGCAUGGAAUGUGGGAAGAGCUUUGCUCGGAAUCAUAGUCUUAAUUGUCAUAAAAGGAUCCAUGCUCGGGAGAAACUAUAUAGCAAUAGCAAUUCCACUUCAGCUUAUAUGCCAGUCCAAACUGCUUUACAGCAUUCUCUGAGCAGUUUGCAAAGUCAGCAUAUUUUUCCCAGUAAUCUGAAUCCUAUUUUACCAACCUCAGGAUGAAAGGAUGAAUCAACCAUGAGCCUGUCAGAAUCAAUUAGCCUGUAGUACUGCAUUCUAACCCCUGCCCCACCAUGUCUAUAGAUUUGCAUGUGUAUGCAUAUUGUGCCUUUUUGAUCCAAAUGAGACAAGGUUGAAUCCGACAAAAUGAAAUUUAAUGUGGAGAAAAGUAAGAUUUUAAACCUCGGCAAGAAAACCAGAUUACAGGAAACCUGGCUCAAAAACAGUAACUGUGAGUGUGA
Notechis scutatus (mainland tiger snake) is the source of this 2782-nucleotide messenger RNA. Lineage: Eukaryota; Metazoa; Chordata; Lepidosauria; Squamata; Elapidae. The record is from RefSeq and is a predicted model, not a curated record.